This is a messenger RNA of Phragmites australis (common reed), 1320 nucleotides long. RefSeq names its product peroxidase 31-like. The record is from RefSeq and is a predicted model, not a curated record. The transcript is spliced from 2 exons. Lineage: Eukaryota; Viridiplantae; Streptophyta; Magnoliopsida; Poales; Poaceae. The coding region runs from base 1 to 1320 and encodes 439 amino acids. Gene Ontology annotation, molecular function: heme binding; peroxidase activity. Gene Ontology annotation, biological process: hydrogen peroxide catabolic process; response to oxidative stress.
AUGCCGAUACGUGGCCUGCCUGUGCUCUUCUCGACACUCAGUUUCCUGUGCGGCCGUGCCCUACUGCCCUACAUGCUGUUGCCGCUCGGACUCAUCGACUCGACGCUCUGCUCGAGUCUUGACACUAGGUCGCCGAUCGCCUUCGCCUCGCGCCGUGUUGCCGUCGGCCGUCGCCCGCCGCUCCAACUCCUCCUCGCAUUUCUUGGACCCGUACACGCGCGCCUCACGCCAGGAGGGAACCCACCAAGAACCAUACGCACAGCGACGUACCAACACGACAUAUCAUCCAUGCGUCUGUCCCUCCUCCUCCUCCUCGCGGCCGCCCUCUCGGCCGGCGCGGCGCGAGCCGCGCCGGAGCCGGUACCUCCCGCGGGAGGGAAGCUGACGCCGGAGUACUACAGCCAGUCGUGCCCGCGCGGGGAGCGGAUAAUCGCGGAGGUGGUCCAGUCGAAGCAGACGACGAACCCGACGACGGCAGCGGCCGUGCUCCGCGUCUUCUUCCACGACUGCUUCGUGAGCGGGUGCGACGCGUCGGUGCUGAUCGCGUCCAACCAGUUCGCAAAGUCGGAGCACGACGCGGAGAUCAACCACUCACUGCCGGGGGACGCCUUCGACGCCGUGACGCGCGCCAAGCUGGCCCUGGAGCUGGAGUGCCCUGGCGUGGUCUCCUGCGCCGACAUCCUCGCGCUGGCGUCACGCGUGCUGGUCACCAUGACCGGCGGGCCCCGGUACUCCGUCCCGCUCGGCCGCAAGGACUCCCUCUCCUCGUCGCCCACCGCCCCCGACGUCGAGCUCCCGCACACCAACUUCACCGUGGACCGCCUCAUCCAGAUGUUCGGCGCCAAAGGAUUCACUGUGCAGGAGCUGGUGGCGCUAUCCGGCGCCCACACGCUGGGCUUCUCCCACUGCAAGGAGUUCGCGGACCGGCUGUUCAACUUCCGCGACAAGGGCGGGAAACUGGAGCCGUUCGACCCCAGCAUGAACCCGACAUACGCCAAGGGGCUGCAGGUCGCGUGCAAGGACUACCUCAACGACAGCACCAUCGCGGCGUUCAACGACAUCAUGACGCCCGGCAAGUUCGACAACAUGUACUUCCUAAACCUGCAGCGCGGCCUCGGCCUGCUCGGCACGGACCAGGAGCUGUGGACGGACCCGCGCACCAAGCCCUUCGUGCAGCUCUACGCCGCCAACGCCACCACAUUCUUCGACGACUUCGGCCGCGCCAUGGAGAAGCUCAGCUUGCUCGGCGUCAAGACUGGCGCCGAUGGCGAGAUCAGGCGGCGCUGCGACACCUACAACCACGGCCCCAUGCCCAAGUGA